This is a messenger RNA of Procambarus clarkii (red swamp crayfish), 549 nucleotides long. RefSeq lists its product as uncharacterized. Lineage: Eukaryota; Metazoa; Arthropoda; Malacostraca; Decapoda; Cambaridae. The record is from RefSeq and is a predicted model, not a curated record.
AUGGCCCUUCAACAAGACCCCGUAUACACUGGCCCCGUCAACACUGGCCCCGUCAACACUGGCCCCGUCAACAAUGGCCCCGUCAAGUUUGGCCCAGUCAACACUGGCCCCGUCAACACUUACUACGUCAACAAUGGCCCCGUCAAAUCUGGCGCCGUCAACAUUGACCCAGUAAACACUGGCCCUGUCAAGAAUGGCUCCAUCAACAAUUGCCUCGUUAACAACAGCCCCGUCAACACUGGCCCUUCAACAAUGGCCCCGUCAACAAUUGCCCCGUCAGCAAUGGCCCCGUCAACAAUGGCCCCAUCAACACUGGCCCCGUCAACAAUGGCCCCGUCAACACUGGCCCCGUCAACAAUGGCCCCGUCAACAAGGGCCCCUUUAACACUGGCCCCGUCAACACUAUCCCCGUCCACAAUGGGCCCCUUCAACACUGGCCCCGUCAACACUGACCCGGUCAACAAUGGCCCCGUCGACACUGGCACCAUCAAUGGCCACGAGAACAUUGGCCACGUCAAACAAUGGCCCAUUCAGCAAUGGCCCAGUUAA